AGCUAGGGUUAGGAUGUGUCGUUCGGUCUCCCAGUGACUUCUGUUCCCUGCGUGUUCCAGUCGAUGCCUGAGGAAAUAUCAGAAAUGGCAUUCGUGACUGAUUUCAUACUCUAUGAAGACUCAGUAGCUGAGAUUGUUUUGAAGGAGUGAUACUAUAUUUACUUAAAACUUGGAGCAUUAAUUAAAAGAAAGGAACACACGUGUACAGGAACGGAUCAACGGACGGAAGUUUUCGCUAGUGUUGGCACAGGCGAUGGGUAGCAAGGAGUGGGAAGUGCAGCUGCAGCGGAGGCUUGCGUACCUGCCAGGGUCGUCGGACGGGGGCGGUGGGCCCAUACUUGUGGUGCCCCUGCCUCCCGACCCCAACCAACAGGACGUGGGGGGCAUCUCUGACACACUCAAGUACCUCAAGACCAUCCCCAGCAAGACGAGCGUGGACCGUGGCUGGGUGGUGGUGGUGGACGCCCGGCAGUGCCACUACCGGCAGGUGAAGCACGCGACGAGCACCAUAAGGGCGGCGCUGGGUAACAUCAGGCUGCUGCUGGUGCUGCGCCCCGACGCCUUCUGGGACAAACAGCGCGUCGACUGCCGCAAGGCUGAACUUGAUAACCAGCCCGUCUACACGACCACUGGCAAGAUCGCUCGCUACAUCGAACCUUCGCGCCUGCCUGUGGAGCUUGGCGGUACACUGCAAUACUGCCACGCCACGUGGGUCAGCAAGCGCAAGGCGUACGAGCAGUUCGUAGAAGAGUGUGAGGAGAGUCACCGGCAGCUGGAGGAGCUGCAGAAGAGGCUGCGCAGUGAAGAGUCCUGCACGACGGCGGCUGCCCUGCAGCGGCUGCUGGGGGCCUGCCAGCAGACCUACGCUGCUGUAUCCUGCAGGCCUGGCAGCGUCCUCAAGAAGGGGGAGGCGGUGCUGCGGUUGCUGGAGGAGGAAGACGACGCGGGGUUCCGCCCCGACGGUGGCGGUGGCGGUGGCGGUGCCAUGUGGCGUGAGGCGGCGCGGCGUGUGGCUGCCAUGCUGCGCGCCCAGCAGCUCCUCGCCGCCGCCGUAGACGCCACGUGGCGGCGGCUCAGCGCCGCGCUCAGCAUGCAUGCCGAGGUGCGCGCCGUGGAGGGCGAGAUGAGCGACGUGGGCGCGUGGCUGGAGGCGGCGGCGCGCACGCUGCUCAGCGAGUCGCGCAUAGGCGCAUCCUGCGCGCAGGCCGACCAGCUGCUGCGCGAGCACGAGGCCAUCGAGCUCAAGUGUCGGGAGACGUAUGGACGGUGGGCGGCGCUGAGGUAUCGGGUCGAGGACUGCCUGGCAAGAGGGGACGUGGAGCUGCGGGGACUGUCAGACCACGCCACGUCCACCGCAGACCUCAAGGCGCUCAAGGACUACACCGACACUCUCGUCAGAUCGUUUGCGUCACGGCUGGACCGGCGGCGCACGUUGAUCCUGGCGUCUGUACGCCUGCACCGCAUGACGCAGUACAUCAGCGAGCGCUGCGCCGCCCUCACGCGGCCUGACCGCUGGACGCCUACAGACAAACACGUGGGCGCCGUCCGUGCCGCCCUCAGGGAGAUCACCAGCCGGCGGGAGGCCUUGGACUACCUGAUGCAGGAGGCGAGUCGGUGCGGCGAGAAGCUGCUGGACCUGCUGACGCUGGCCGUGAAGGACCUGAGUGGUCGUGACGUCACGCCCGUACACACGGCCGAACUGAGCCACGUCCACGGCCUCCUCACGACCUCAACACGGCUGUACACGGCAGCCUGUGCGCACGCUGACGUCUGCAAGCUCAGGCUGCAGCAGCACGCACAGCUCCUGACCUGUCGGCAGGACCUAAAGCAGGCGCACGCAUGGCUCGAGGAGCUGUUGCGCGCGCUGGUCAAGUCGCACUCUGUGGUCGGCAGAUCAGCUGACGAGAUCCGGCAACUCAAGGCAGAUCACCAGGUCUUCCAGGACACAGCAGCGGGCACGUUCGAGUACGGGUACGAGUGCGCCAGAGCUGCCCUGCUGGUGGAGAAGGCGGGCCGGGCAGCUCUGCAGGACGGACCUGUAGGCCCCCAGAGUGCCCGGAGUGCCUCGGAGGGCGCACAGGAAGGCCCCCAGCAGGAGGGUGGUGCCGUGGGGGCUCUGGAGGGCGUCUGGAAGCUCUUCGUGCAAGGUUCUCAGGAGCAACUUACCAGACUCAGAGUUGCUGGAGUCUUCUACAGAACAAUGGAGCAGCAUCUCAGUCGCCUGGAGAGUUUGUGCAAGAGCGUGGAGGACGCGAGGGCUCGUGGGGCACUAGGGGCCCCCGACGUGGCCCCCUCACUCAUGGCCCAGAGGGACAGACUCCUCAGGGAGAUCGGGCGCAACGUGAGACUCGGCAAACUCCUUAAGGAGAGACUUAUGGAGCCCCUAGUGCCUUCUUAUAGUCGCGGGUGGCACGGCAACCAGCUCGCCCAGGACGCAAUCUCUGACCGCAUCACCCACAUCGCUGCCCGUGCCCGCCGCCUCGACGCCCUCCUCCUCCCCAAACCUUCAUCCCCCACAUCCCCAUCGUCUCCCCCUCACGACUCAGGCAUGGAACCCUCACCUCCCUCAUCCCUAAGCCCUGAGCCUCCCCUCGUGUCUCCCCCAGCCCUCCCCCGCACUGCUGUGUCCCCCCACUCCACUCAGACCGCCGGGGGGGAUGACCACGAGGUGAGUUCUGCGUUCUGAGGCUGUGCUCUGUACAGUUCUGUACUGUGCUCUGUACAGUUUUGUACUGUGUAGUGUGCUGUGUGCAGUUCUUUACUCUUUGUACUGUGAAAUAUCUGUAUAAGGCUGAACUUGACUUCACAAUGCAUUGCUGUGCAGUGCAGUUCCAUGCUGUACAGUGCAGUUUUCAUACUGUAUACAGUGUUGUGCUUUACAUGUACAAUAUUGUGUUGUGCCGUUUUGUUCUGUUUUGUGCUAUUGUGUGCUGUAAUACAGUGCAUUUUGUUUAAUAGUGUUGUACAGAACUGCUGCUUGUUCAUAUUUCACAAGCAUUUAUACCAUUAGUUUGCUCUGAUUGCAAACUAACCAAGAAUUUGAGAGUAAAGAAAAUAUCAAAAUUCAUACAAUUUUCAUUCAGCAUCUCAAUGGAAAUUUGAUGAAUUUACUUGUCAUUUCCUUUACUUUGAAAUUCUUGUUCAUUGUUACCGUGCUUCUGUACAUCAUCGAUGCAGAUGUACAAUGCUCUGCCCAGCAGUCAUGCUAUAGCAACACUUUACUUUCACUCAGUAUUGCACUCUAUAGUUCACAUCUAUCAAGUACUCCUUUGCUCUACUUUGCAAUACUUUGAACUUAUUUGUAAUACUUUGCACUGCUUUGCAAUAAUUUGAAUAACUUUGCACUGUUUUGCAAUAAUUUGCAAUACUUUGCACUGCUUUGAAAUACUUUGUAUUGUUUAGUUUGUGCUGUAUGUGUUCCUACGUCUUGAGCUCCUUUGCACAUUUUUCGGAAACGAAUUUACCCGUUGCUAAAUUGCGAAAAAUGUACGGACCUUUGUUUUUUUUUUCGUAGAAAUAGAACCCGCUUUAAAAACAUAAUCUUUUGUUUCUAAUGUUGAUCCUGGACAUUUUGAUUGUAAGUAGGUACCGUACUCACUUGAACUCCCUUACAAUGUUAUUUGCAGUCAGGAUUGUUCGAAAUUUAUUAAUACUUUUGCUGUUGCAAAGAGCUUUAGUUGUUGAUCGGAUGAGAACAUUAAAUGUUACGUUAGGCUCGGAAGUUGAACUUCAUUUCAAUCAUAUGAUUAGUAGUCCUUAUCGACACGAAUUUUAAUGUCCAUUAGACCUUUAUGAACCGUUGAUCUUGAUGUUACGAAGUGCCAUACGUUAUAAAAGUCGCGCGUUCCUUGCAUGCGGGACUUGCCAUAUCGUUCGUAAUGCAGAUGAUAUGCACGAGUUGGGUAUAUUUUCUGCGUGUAUUGCUUCCAUUUCGAUUAGUUUUUGAAUUUAUUUGAUUGGCUUCAUCUUUCGAGACGAAACUGGGGUUAUUUGCGUAUUAUGAUCGGUUAAAUUUGAGGUAAAAGAGCAUAGAAAUUUUGAGAUAGGCUCUUGCAAAGGACCGCCGCGGUAGCUGUUGACGACGGGUAGUUGACGACUCACUCCUGCCGAGACAGUUGUGGUUAUGGGCGGAGUGUAAAGUUGCUUGUUGUUAUCGUUAUGUUCUUUUGUAAGACUGUUAUUCGUGGGGUAAGAUUGUAAUGUUUAGAUGUCUCGUUAUGUUCUUUUGUAAGAUUGUUAUUCGUGGGGUAAGAUUGUAAUGUUUAGAUGUCUCGUUAUGUUCUUUUGUAAGAUUGCUAUUCGUGGGGUAAGAUUGUAAUGUUUAGAUGUCUCGUUAUGUUCUUUUGUAAGAUUGCUAUUCGUGGUGUAAGAUUGUUAUGUUCAGAUGGAGAAUAUAGGAUUGCAGAGAAACAUUUUGGU
This is a messenger RNA of Hyalella azteca, 4419 nucleotides long. RefSeq names its product SEC14 domain and spectrin repeat-containing protein 1-B. The transcript is spliced from 14 exons. The coding region runs from base 254 to 2686 and encodes 810 amino acids. Lineage: Eukaryota; Metazoa; Arthropoda; Malacostraca; Amphipoda; Hyalellidae. The record is from RefSeq and is a predicted model, not a curated record.